AUGAACUUUCAUUCCGGACUUAAAAUCUUACAUCCAUCGUUACAAUCGUCAAAACAUGGAGACGACCAAUACAAGCGUUCAUCUGGGACAAAGAUCUCGAAUAGAACAAGGGCGUGCGAUUUUUGUCGCUCCAGAAAGACGAGAUGCGAUGGUCCCAGAAAGGUCGACAAUAUCUGUACUAAUUGUCUGCAAAACAAGAAAGCGUGUACUUAUGUCGAAGCAUCUACCCCAAGAGGGCCACCGAAAUUAUAUAUAACAGGGUUAGAGGAUAAAUUAGAGAAGAUGGAGAUUCUGUUGCAGAGGUUGCGUCCUGGUCAAGACUUCUCUGCUGAGUUAGGACCGCCAGUAUUAAGGGAUUCUUGGAAAGACCCUAAGCCUUCUUCUGAAAUUUCCCAUUCGAAAUCCCGUUUACGUGUGUCCUCGCCUCCAAAACUCGCACCUCAUCUUGACUCGAACAUAUCCAUCCCGCUGUCUUCUCAUUUGAAAAUCCAUACCAAUCCUUCCACCAGCUCAAAAAUGCUUCCAUAUCGUCGGACGCGACAAGGAUCCGCCACCAACAGCGCAGACUCUUCGUCAAGUCAAUACGACUCUUCGGAUGCGGAUGAACUGGUGGACAACUUUGAAAAGGGCAUGCAGCGCCUUACCCUACACUCAGGCCACUCCCAACUACAAAGCGCCGGACCUUAUGACCGAUUUCAUGGUCAGAGUAGCUACAUCAAGCUGGUGGAUGCUACUAGGAAGUUGAAACAGGCCCAUAUCAUGGCUCAGAAAGAAGAGUUCAGUCAUAGCAGUGGCUCAAAUACGUCAACCACAUCCCCUAGUCCGGAAAUAUCAAACGCUUUACGAAGGCUAGAAUUUUGGCGUGCGCCUAAGGCAAGCGGUUGGACAAGUUGGGAACUAGUUUACGAAGGACUUCACGUAGAUUCACCAAAACUUCUCGAUUCUGUUCUUGAACAAUUUCCUGAACCAGACCUAGCUGAGGAGCUUAUCGAACACUACUUUCUACACGUGAAUCCUCUGCUAAGCCUCCUCAAUCAGCAGAUUUUUCUUCGACAAUGGAGAGAGCGCUUACACAAUAAAGACAUCUGGUUCAGUGCCUUGUCGAUGUGCAUCUUUGCUCUGGGAAGUCGGUGGAGUAACGAUCCCCGAGUAAUUCCUCGUGACCAUACCAAAAGUAGGUUGGAUUGGACAAAGGCAGGAUGGGAUUAUUUCAAUGUCGUUAUCUCCAUUCAUCGUGCUCGCCGAAGCCUCCUUUGUACCGCCACGCUUUUUGAAGUCCAGACUUUUUCGCUUGUGGCCUGGUAUCUACGAGGCACUCCAGACUAUGCUGUUGGUGGGACAAUGGUAACCGUCGGUAUUCGCAAAGCUCAGGAUGUAGGCGCACACCGAAAGGCAGUAUAUGAGCGAUUUCCGACUGCUGAUGAAGAACUAUGGAAGCGCGCUUUCUGGCUUUUAGUGAUUCUAGAUCGCACCGGAAGCGCAAGUCUAGGCAGACCCUGUAGUCUUGGCGAAGAAGACUAUGAUCUAGAUUUACCCCUAGAAGUUGAUGACGAAUUCUGGUCGACAGAGGACCCCACUUUAGCAUUUCAGCAGCCCAAUGGGCUGCCUUCACGAGUUACCGCAUUCAAUGCAUGGAUAGGAAUUACACAAAUAGUAGGAUUUGCCCUCAGGACACUGUAUGCACUCGAUCCCAAGAAAAUUUUUCUAGGACGCAGAACGUUGCCAGAGCCUGAAAUUCUCGUAAAACAGCUCAACAUAGCAUUGGAUGAAUGGUUCAAUUCCCUCCCAGAAUUUCUUCAAUGGCCAGUCACAACCGACGAUCUGAUAUUCUCGAAUCAAUCUGCCAGCCUCCACCUGUCCUAUCACUUUGCUUACAUUCUAAUCUAUCGGACAUUCAUACCUUUCUCACAAAUAUUACCACCGGGUAUCCGCGGCGUUCGGAUACCUCGCUCUUCUCAAAAACCGUCAGCGCUCUCGACGCCCGCCUUGCCAAUAUGCGUCAAUGCGGCUAAAUCAUGUGCUCGAAUUAUUCAGGAACAGAUGCUGCGAGGGUUCUCUAAUGUUGCGUUCUUGAUCACAAUGUGCAACGUUUGCACUGCGGUGCUCAUCGUUCACCUUUGGGACUUAAAGGCAAAGGAAAUUUCGGAACGUUCCAUUCGUAUAUCUACCACUGAGGACGUGAAACCACGGUAUGCGCUAGCUAUACAGAGUGCCAAGGACGAUAUUGAAAUCUUCUUGAACGCUCUUGAAUGGGCCAAACCUCACUAUUCCAGUGUUGCUCAAAUAUUGUAA
This is a messenger RNA of Lentinula edodes (shiitake mushroom), 2292 nucleotides long. Its product is annotated as fungal-specific transcription factor domain-containing protein. Gene Ontology annotation, molecular function: DNA-binding transcription factor activity, RNA polymerase II-specific; DNA binding; zinc ion binding. The transcript is spliced from 10 exons. Gene Ontology annotation, biological process: regulation of DNA-templated transcription; DNA-templated transcription. The record is from RefSeq and is a predicted model, not a curated record. The coding region runs from base 1 to 2292 and encodes 763 amino acids. Lineage: Eukaryota; Fungi; Basidiomycota; Agaricomycetes; Agaricales; Omphalotaceae.